UCACCAUCAGCAACUUAAUUCAAAUUUGCAGAGGCCAGAUAAGCAGCAGAAUCAAUCACCAGUCCAGCAUGGAAAGUGGUGAAUUCUGCAAUGUAUAUGAAAACAUAGAGAAUGCCAGACAUUAUGAAAUUCCAGAUCUGGAAGACGCAAAAAGGGGAGAAGUUUAUGAACAAAUUGAGGAAGACUUGCUGUCCCCUUCUUCAACUGCUAUGUUAGAUAAUGCCUAUGUAAACUGUGAAAAAAGCCCAGGAAACCGCCGUGCUAGCUCUCUCUCUUCUCAGCAUGGAUAUGAUGGAGGAGAAGAGUCUGAUUCUUCUCAGCGAGAUGCUUUAGAAGACCAGCAACACCCGGAGGAGAUGCAGCUGAGCCCGAGAGAGGAUGACCGAAGCAUAGAAAGGAUGGCCUUUGAAAAUAAAGGAACGGUUUUGACUGAUUCCAAUCAAAAGAAGACCCAGGGCAUAUCCCCAAACUUCUCAACUACCAUCAGAUAUCCCUGCAACAACUCAGAAGAAAACAACAACUUUCAGAUAGCAGACCAUGAGAUUUCUCUUAUUGUUAAGGCUGGUGUGGAUGGAGAAAGUAUUGGGAACUGCCCUUUCUCACAACGGCUCUUCAUGAUACUUUGGCUUAAAGGGGUUGUGUUCAAUGUUACCACAGUUGAUCUGAAAAGAAAGCCAGCAGAUUUACAUAAUUUGGCUCCGGGGACCCACCCACCAUUUCUGACUUUUAAUGGAGAAGUCAAGACAGAUAUCAACAAAAUCGAGGAAUUCUUAGAGGAGACCCUUUCUCCUCCAAAAUAUCCGAAGCUUGCUGCCAAGCACCGCGAGUCCAACGCCGCAGGAAUAGAUAUCUUCUCCAAAUUCUCUGCGUACAUCAAAAAUACCAAACAACAGGACAAUGCGAGUCUGGAGAGAGGUUUAACCAAGGCAUUGAAGAAACUGGAUGACUACCUGAGAAAUCCUCUGCCCGAAGAGAUAGAUGCAGGCAGCACAGCGGAGGAGAAGGUGUCCAAACGAAAGUUCUUGGAUGGAGACGAGCUGACCCUCGCGGACUGUAACCUUCUGCCCAAACUUCACGUUGUCAAGAUUGUAACGAAGAAAUAUCGAAACUAUGAGUUCCCUGCCGAGAUGACAGGACUUUGGCGAUACCUGAAGAAUGCUUAUGCCCGGGAUGAAUUUAUCAAUACUUGCGCUGCUGACAAAGAAAUCGAAAUAGCAUACGCAGACGUAGCCAAACGGCUCAGCAAACCCUAAUCAAAACCCACAAGACCGGUUUCACCAGAGGAUUCCCAUUUCAGAUUCUUCUUUGUGAGCCCUCCGGAUACAUCUAAUAUAAUGCAUAAUAUAAUAUAAUUGCACUCUCUGGGGGGCAUCUCUCUGAUUUCUACUGCUCAAUUUUGACAGCUAGAAAUGUACGUGCCUCUUCCUAGAGAAAAUGUAAGACCAACAGGUAGGGCUGAAAACAUUUCAGAAAUCUGUGCUGAUAAGCCAGAACAAAUGUUAAUAAUUUAUUUUCAGUAUUUUGAAAAUCUAUAGAAUUUUCUUUGAUGAACAGUCAUCUGUUAAAAGCACGUUCUUUAGCUGAAAUUUUAAGUGUUAACUGGAUCAGAAUUGUAAAGUACUAUUUGGGUUGAGGUUCAUUUUACCCUUGACAUUGAUCCUUGGCAUGGUCUAUUUGAGUGGGAAAUGUAGACGAAAAAAUGGAGGCCUUUAUUGAAAAGGUGUAUAACUUUAAGAGAUAGCUUCAGAAAGCUCUUUGGAAGUGCAUCCUCUUCUCAGAUGGCUUGGAGAACGUUAGAAUCAGAGCUUUGUGUUAGUGGGAAAGACCUUACUGAAUGUUGGACUUUGCAAGAGCCAAUUUGCACACUUUUCCUCAGUGCAAGGCCCAAAGGGUAGAAACUAUGAAUGAAUUCUAUAUACAUUCAUGAUUCAAGGAUGUUUGGAGGAACUAUGCUUAUUUUGAAAGGCUAGAUAAUCUUGAAAAGAUAAGAUGAUGCUCGGACAUGACCUUGAUGGAGUUUGGGGAUACCUAAAACAAAUAGUCACAGUGAAGUAAUACUGUAUCCUUGCCAACUUAAUCUCUAAGCACCUAGAUAAGCAAGAGGGGCGUGCAAUAGGACUAAGAUGUCUCAUGUGAAUUCUGCGAUUUAAAAAACAGUAGUUUCCCCCCUAUUUUUCUGUAUUGUUGUUCGGUCUGAAAAUCCUGGAGGAAAUAGAGGUGUCCUAAAACAGCAAGUUUUCCGCUUCUUAUGUGGUAAUUUGGCAGGUACAUAAGAGGCACCCCAGCAUUGGUGGCUUGUCUCAGUCUUUCCUAUUUUGUACUUUUAUGGAUUAAUUCUGCUCACAUAUCGAUUUCCUGAAACUGAUUGUAUAUAUAUGGUUGUUAUGUCCGGCUAGCCUAGGAUCGCUUCGAAGCCCGUUGAUUCUCCACCCCACAAGAAAUGCUACGAUUUUUACUCAUGUUCCCCCACACUUUGAAAAAUACUGUCUGAACUGCAUAUAAUGGAAUUUAGGGAUGUACAUAACUGGCAGCGAUGGCCCCACUCAAUGUUCUUAGCAUCGUCUUUAAGCAUCACAUUAGGAAAAAGCAAGACCUGAGUUUUAUGCAGCCGAUGAAUGUCCCAUGUGUGACCCCACGGUUACAAGCCGGCCUACUUCACAGAAGACCUGCUGUGGGGCAAGUUCUGGACAGGGAGACUCGGGCUUGGGCUGCAGUCAGCCGUGAAGCUCCCCCAGUGGCCUCAGGCAAGUCACUCUCUCAAGUGGCUUCUGCCCGGGGACAAUUCCGUGUUCUGCUCUAAUUACCACUGUGAAUGUAAAGGCAUUGGCUGUAGCAAGUUGCAACUCUUAUUCCUUCCCGUCCCCUCCCUUGCCACUUGCAAGCUUCCAAAGAAAAUGUUAGUAAUUGAGUAUUGCUCCAACGUUAAAACACUAUAGUGGUGUCUAGACGACUAAUAUUUAUAUAUAUUUAAGCAUGAGUGGGAGCUGGGAAGGAGAUAACUCUUGGGCAGGAGGGGAAAUGUGCUGGAUGUGUGGACAGCAAGGUGUGGAAACCACAUCCACGCUUUCUCUUCCACACUUUCUCAAACUGCAGUGGCAGCACAACUAUGUAGUAUGGAAGGCAAAUUUAAAACAGCUGCAAUUGGAGGGUGGGCUCUAAGGUGCCACUGGACUCAAACCAUGAAGUUCUACAUCAACACAGCUGGGAAGGGGGGGGAGAGACAUGCAGCUGCCUUGUACUGAACAGACCUUUGGUUAGUAUGGUCUUCUUGGACUGGCACCAGCUACCCAGGCUCUCGGGUGGAGGUCUUUCACGCCACCUUCUACCUGAUCCUUAAUUGGAGAUGCCAGGGAUUGAACCUGGGGCCUUCUGCAAGCCAAGCAGAUGCUUCUCCACUGAGCCACACCCCCUCCUGGAUUCAUAGCAAAAACUGUGUGGAAGCCAUGUUAUUCUAACGUACCCAUUUUGAGAAUAAAGGGGAAGGUGCAAUACACAUGGGAUACAUGAAUGGAGGAUGCCACAGCGAUUCAAGAAGAGAGGCAUUCUUUGCUCUGAAACAGGCCCAGGUGCAUCUCUUCCACUGCAAAGUUUGUUUGCACCCUAAGAAGUGAGUCUUAAGAUGUAUGCCUCGGUUGGUUCCUAAAGGGUCCCGUCAUUUCUGUUCUUUGGCAAUGCCUUUCAAGAAUGGAAAGAGUAUUCAUCUAAUAGAAAAACUCUUUCUAUCAGUGGAACUUUUACACUUUGCAGAAGGGGAUGUUAGGACCUCGUCUUUAGAAAACCAACCCUGAGACUCAAAUGCUGUGAAUGCAUGAUGAUUGGUUCCUAAAAGGUCCCAUCAUUUCCAUUCCUUGGCAAUGCCUUUCAAGAAUGGAAAGAGUAUUCACAGGGCUUUUUUUCUGGGAAAAGAGGUGGCGGAACUCAGUGGGUUGCCC
Molecule: messenger RNA, 3932 nt
Organism: Eublepharis macularius
Lineage: Eukaryota; Metazoa; Chordata; Lepidosauria; Squamata; Eublepharidae
Gene: CLIC5
Product: chloride intracellular channel 5
Exons: 6
Coding region: 69-1253 (394 amino acids)
Source: RefSeq, a predicted model, not a curated record